Prorocentrum cordatum is the source of this 1049-nucleotide messenger RNA. The record is from the annotation of a GenBank genome assembly. Lineage: Eukaryota; Dinophyceae; Prorocentrales; Prorocentraceae.
AGAGAAUUUUGGCAGCCCUUCAGAGAGGGCACACCUUGUGUAGUAAACGAGGGCCGAACCUCAGGCUGUCACUCUCUGUUUACAUUGUCACUUUGUAUAUCUCUUUGUCACUCUCUGUUUACAUUGUGUUGCCGCGACACACAUAACGGAGAAAGAGAAGGAAGAGACCUGGUACCGGAGAAAGAGGGCAAAACUAGCCCAAGCACGGUUACUACUCAGAGCCAUUGCCGCGCAGAACCUACAGCGCAGACAUCAUAGUUCAGGGACCAUGACGGGAUCGAACUACCAGAACGCUCCCAACAGCGGGCCAGGUUUGAAGUGGGAUUGCCUACGUUGUGGUCGGUUCGUGAAGGGGCACCACUGGCGGUGCUUGUGCGGACAAGGUUACGGAGCCAACCAGAUAGAGGAGAGCAAAAACGGUGGUGGGCCCUUCUUCCCACGCUUUGCGCCAGCGGCAGUCAGCACAACGCGAGUCCAGCCGCCCCCGCCAGAAUAACCUGACCAGCCAAGACAAGAAGGCCAUCCAGCAAGUCAUCAGUCGUACGAUCGCUGCCUUUCGAGCGGAGGCCAUGACCCACUGCAGUUUCAUCGAGCCUCCGUCCGACAGCAAGGAACUCAAGGCCUUCAAGGCUAACGUCCGUCAACGCAUGGAGAAGCUAGCAGUACUUGUGAUCGCGGCGAAGGGAGCUAACCACGGGUGUAACGACGUCCAGCAAGAACUAGCGGUGCUCAAGAUGAUGCACGGCGACACGGAGACGGUCGCCCGCCAGCUUCAUGUCUUGAGACCCAGUCGUGACAAGACAAUCGAGAAAUUCAAGAACAUUCGUGGCAAGGUAUGUGAUCUACUUGCGGAGGAGAAGAAGGCUGACGACGAGCUCGCGAAGAUGAAGGUCAACAUAUCAGAAUUGGAAGAUUUAGAAAUGAAUGAAGACGACAUGCAAAAUGCCGAGGGGAUGCCAGUGCAGCACACGAUUCGUUCGCCACGUCAGUAUCCAGCAGGCGCGGCCCCGCCAGACUAGGCAAUUCAAUGCCACCAGCGCCGAAUGGAC